AUGGAUAACGAAUUUGAGAGGAAACCUCGACUAGGAAAACAAUUUAAUACUUGGGAAGAGGCAAGGGAUUUUUGGAAUGAUUAUGGUGGAAAAAUUGGAUUUAAUGUUAGAACAGAAUACUUGAACAAAAGCAAAGAUGGAAUGGUUUUGUCUGGAAGAUUUGUGUGUAGUAAAGAAGGUUUUCGUAAACCAGAUAAAAGAGACUGCUUAACAACUAAUCAUCGGCUUGAAACAAGAACUGGAUGCCCUGUAAAGAUGGGAAUCAAAUACAUAAAAGAUAUUGGAAAGUAUCAAAUUCAUGAUUUGUUUGAUGAGCAUAAUCAUCAACUGCACCUUCCUGAGACGACUCACAUGCUUGCAUCUCAACGAAAAUUAUCUGAAAUUCAAGCACAUGAGAUUGACUUGGCAGAUGAUGCAGGAAUCAAGCAAAGGUCUUUAUUUGAGCUAAUGAGUAGGCAAGUUGGUGGUAGAGAGAACCUUGGUUACACACGCGUGGAUCAAAAGAAUUAUCUUCGCAACAAGAGGAAGAGAAACAUGGCAUACGGGGAGGCUGGCAGUAUAUUACACCACUUUCAACAAAAGUGUGUAGAAAAUCCAUCAUUUUAUCAUGGAGUCCAAUUAGAUGUUGAAGAACAAAUAACAAAUAUUUUUUGGGCUGAUGCAAGAAUGAUAAUGGAUUAUGAAUACUUUGGUGAUGUAGUCACUUUUGAUACUACAUAUAGUACUAACAAUGCAUAUAGACCUUUGGCUGUAUUUGCAGGAUUUAAUCACUUUAAAAGAGUGGUGAUUUUUGGUGCUGCGCUUCUUUACGAUGAAACUUCAGCAUCUUUUGAAUGGCUGUUUAGAGAAUUCUUGAAGGCGCAUAAGAAUAAGAAGCCUCAAACUCUUUUCACAGAUCAAGACCCAGCAAUGGCUAAAGCUUUGCAUGAGGUAAUGCCUGAAACAUACCAUGGUCUAUGUUCUUGGCAUUUGAUGCAAAAUGGCAUAAAACAUCUUGGGGCUAGAAUGAAUAAUGGUUCUAAUUUGUUGAGAGACCUUAAGUUUUGCAUGUACAAAUAUGUAGAAAAAGAUGAUUUUGAAAUAGCAUGGGAUAAAUUGGUUGAUGAUUAUGAUCUUCAAAAAAGUGGGUGGAUAACAAGUUUGUAUAAAAUAAAAGAGAAGUGGGCUAAAUGUUAUAUGAAGAAUGCUGUGACUAUUGGCAUGCGAAGUACACAACUUAGUGAAAGCUUCAAUGCAGAUUUGAAAUCUUGCUUGAAACCAGACUUGGACAUCAUCCAAUUUUUCAAACACUUUGAUAGAGUGGUCAAUGACAAAAGGUAUAAUGAGUUGCAAUGUGAAUUUGAGUCUAGGCAAAAAUUACCAAGGUUGAAGAUGGAGCAUUCACCUUUACUGCAACAAGCUGCACAAACAUAUACAUUACCUAUGUUUGAUCUUUUUCAAAAAGAAUAUGACAAAUACUCUGCAGCUUACAUAAAAAAAUUAAAAGAAGGUGAAACUACUUAUGAAUAUUUUAUUGGUAUGCAUAAGGAGGAUGAAGAGUUCAAAGUUUUGUUUGAUCCUUCCAUUGACAUGAUUUCGUGCAGCUGUAAAAUUUUUGAAAGUUUUGGCAUUUUGUGUUGUCAUGCAAUCAAGGUUCUUGAUGUGAAAGAUAUCAAAUCAAUCCCUAACCAAUAUAUUUUGAAAAGGUGGACAAGGGAAGCAAAGAUUGGAUGUGUUAAAGAUACACAUGGAAGAAAUGUCCAAGAAGAUGUUAAUCUUGAUAGCGCACAAUGGUAUAGAGAGGUUUGUCCUAAAUUAGUGAGAAUAGCUACAAGCGCGUCUGAUUGUAAGGAAGCACGUAUCUUUGUAGAGAAUGCUAUUAGGGAGUUGAGUAAGCAAGUUUAUGACAUUUGCGGUAAGAACUUGAAAUAUCAAACUUCUCCAAAUAAACUGUCUCCAAUUCUUUCUGGCAUUUCACAAAUUCAGAAACAGUACUAUUCAAUAAACAAUAUUGAAUUAUAA
Molecule: messenger RNA, 2001 nt
Organism: Medicago truncatula (barrel medic)
Lineage: Eukaryota; Viridiplantae; Streptophyta; Magnoliopsida; Fabales; Fabaceae
Product: protein FAR1-RELATED SEQUENCE 5-like
Exons: 1
Coding region: 1-2001 (666 amino acids)
Molecular function (GO): zinc ion binding
Source: RefSeq, a predicted model, not a curated record